AUGGCGGACGAGGAGCGUGAUGGAGACGGCAUUUUAUCUCUUUCCGAGCUCCGGGGCAGACCUUUUCCGGUGUUCAAGGUGAAAACUUUGACAGUGGAGACAAUGAUCUCUCAAUAUGUAACUCCUGGCAUAAUAAGAGUGUUACAAAACUCACCUGAAUUGAAGAAGCUAAUUAUUGUGGUACAAGAGGAGUUAAAUGAUCAAUACAUGGAUUCUCAUGGCUUGCUUCCAAAUCAAUGCUGGAGAUUGAAAGAGAGGGAAUUCGAGAAUAUCUUUCGUUGGAAUCUAGAGCCAAAGCACAUGGCUUCGUUCAUGGAGCUCAUGCUUAAAACCACAAAGACAUUAGAAAAGAUGGUCACAAGGUUGGUAGGUUUGCUUCAGAUGGUCCCAAGGCUUUCCCACGACAACAAUGUCUCCAUUGUGCUUAGCUCAACCAAGUCGAAUUAA
Molecule: messenger RNA, 447 nt
Organism: Eutrema salsugineum
Lineage: Eukaryota; Viridiplantae; Streptophyta; Magnoliopsida; Brassicales; Brassicaceae
Product: probable F-box protein At1g60180
Exons: 3
Coding region: 1-447 (148 amino acids)
Source: RefSeq, a predicted model, not a curated record